AUGAAGUUCUUAGAAUACACUUAUCUGAAUAGACUAAAUGAUUUCUUGACUCAUUUAAAUCUUGGAGACAGUACCAUUAAAUGAUGCCUUGAGGCUUACUCAUGCAAACACACUGGAACAUAUAAGAAAUUGUCUGUCAGCUUGGAGAAUGAGAUCCUUAAUUAUCUCGGGAAUUCAUCAGACACAAACUCUUCCUCACCAUCUGAUUCUUAUUGAGCCGAACUAAGUGGAAAUACAUUGAUCUACCUGGUGCUUAUACUCAAUCACAUGUAUCCAGAUUAUGACUUCAGUACAGUGAAAGCUCACUAAUUCUUCAUAGAGGAAAGCUUGGACAUUUUUAAACAAAUCGUUUAUACUUACAUGUUUGAAGCCUCAAAGACCAAUGGGAGCAGUUCUCUGCUGGAGGCCUUGUACAAGGGUUUGGAUGAGGUUGUAAAGUUAAUAGAAUGUGAAAUUUACAAUUACAAUCCAGACUCUGAUGCUGAUCCACUUUUGGAGAGGGGAGCCAUAUGGUCUUUCAAUUUCUUCUUCUACAUUAGGAAACUAAAACGGGUCAUGAGUUUUUGUUUGUGUUGUUUAAGUAAUUUGGUGACUGAUGAAUUUUAUAUGGUUGAAUUAUCUCAUGAAGAAGAUUCGGAGAUCUUUGAUGUUUUCAAUGACAUGGACAUGAGAGUACAAUAA
This is a messenger RNA of Juglans regia (Persian walnut), 681 nucleotides long. RefSeq names its product repressor of RNA polymerase III transcription MAF1 homolog. Gene Ontology annotation, biological process: negative regulation of transcription by RNA polymerase III. The transcript has 10 exons. NCBI's taxonomy places the organism in Eukaryota, Viridiplantae, Streptophyta, Magnoliopsida, Fagales, Juglandaceae. The record is from RefSeq and is a predicted model, not a curated record. Gene Ontology annotation, cellular component: nucleus. Gene Ontology annotation, molecular function: RNA polymerase III core binding.